GAAGUUCUCGGAAUGUUUUAACGGAAAUGGUCGGCACGGGUUCCACUUCUUUUAUAUUUUUCAAGAACCGAGGCGUAAUGCGACCUUAUCUUAUCAGCGGCGAGCCGUAACAGACAUGGAUUAUGAAAAUCCUUCGCACUCAGUGGGUCGUGGGCACGGACGGAAAUUGCUAGAAAACUCGCACGUCUUGGGAUCCUGGUGCGCUGCUUCAAGCCCCGGGGUUAAGCUUUUCCGCAUGCUUCUUUGGAUCGCCUCACUCGUGCUCUCGCUAUGGCGCUCCAGGGCUUAAGAAGACGGCCCUGUUUCUUCUCCAUGGCGGAUGGGGCGGUCAGAUCAAGCAGGUAAGCCAGUGAGGUAUUUCAGGAUGCAUCACCACCAGCAGCAGCAACACGGUCGAAGAUCAUGUUGCCACGGUUUGAAGCUGUGGAGGAUAGUGUGGAGCAUACAGGUCCUUCUGGCAAUGCUGGUGGUAACAGUCAUGGCUACCAGCCUGGUGCGGCUCUACUUUAUGGGUUUCUUCGGCAAGGACCAUGCUCACUUCUUCAAUCGUCCUUGGUCAACUCUGGGAGGGGACACUCAGCACAUUGACAGGCAAGGGAUGGUAGUGGGUAGUCCUCAGCUAGAUUCACUAGUAUCAAGUGUCAGCAGUCUCCAGGGGAAAGUAGGCAAGGCUAUGGAGUCGAUCCAGGAGAGCAUGACUACGGGACAGGGAGAAAAAUCGCCGGAGUGGCAGGAGCAGAGCAGGCUUCUGUUGGACGUUGCUGUCGCUCUUGACCAGGCCAAGUCACUCCUCAUGCAGCUCAAAAUCACUGGAUGCGUGCAGCAGAGUACGGCAGCGUCCAAAGUCCAAGACAACAAAACCUCGAACUUGGAGUCUUCUAGCUUCGGCGUGGAGGAGAUUAACAAGUACCUUCUUCCCAGGGAGCAUAGGCUGGAGCCUGGAAAGAAAAACUUCAUGGGAGGGAACGCAACGUUUCCGUCCGUCGGGCUGGCCUGUGCUACGUCGAUGAAGGCAGAGCUGGAGCAGUACAUGGACUACGACGUCGGAGAUUACUGUCCGGAUGAUUGGACGCUGGGACAGAAGCUCUUGGUGCAUGGAUGCGAUCCUCUUCCUCGAAGGAGAUGCCUUGCCCGAGCACCGCAGUUAUACCAGAAGCCACUAGCUGCAAAUGAGUCGCUGUGGCGGAUUCCGGACAGCCGAAACGUCCGAUGGAACAACUACAAGUGCAAGAACUUUGAGUGUUUGGCUGGGAACAAACCAAAGAACGGCACUUCAAACUCCUCAUCCAGCAAGGGCUUCUACAAGUGCUCCGAGUGCUUCGACCUCCUUGGAUAUGAGAAGUGGAGAUGGGUGACGGUGAAUCUAAGCACAAGCACGGCUGCGGACUUCCGGAUCUCCGAUGUUCUGGCGCUCAAGCCCGCGGGGGAAAUCCGGAUUGGAGUCGACUUUAGCGUUGGGACAGGGACGUUUGCUGCCAGGAUGAAGGAGCACAACGUGACAAUCAUCUCGGCCACUCUAAACCUCGGUGCACCCUUCAACGAGAUGAUCGCCUUGCGUGGACUCGUCCCGCUCUAUCUCUCCGUCAACCAGCGCCUUCCUUUCUUCGACAAUACACUGGAUAUAUUACAUACGACGCUUUUUCUGGAUGGCUGGAUCGAUCACAUCCUACUGGACUAUAUUCUCUUCGACUGGGACCGUGUUCUUCGUCCGGGAGGUUUGCUUUGGAUCGACCGUUUCUUCUGCCCGAAGCAAGACAUUGAUGACUAUCUUUACUUCUUCCUCCAGCUGCACUACAAGAAGCAUCUCUGGGUGGUUACUCCGAAGCUGGACAAAGAUGGAAAAGAGCUCUUUUUCUCGGCCGUGCUAGAGAAACCGCCCAGGCCCUUUUGACAUCCAAGUAAAUCUCGGUCUAUUUUACUUU
Selaginella moellendorffii is the source of this 1922-nucleotide messenger RNA. RefSeq lists its product as uncharacterized. The record is from RefSeq and is a predicted model, not a curated record. NCBI's taxonomy places the organism in Eukaryota, Viridiplantae, Streptophyta, Lycopodiopsida, Selaginellales, Selaginellaceae. Bases 320 to 1891 code for a protein of 523 amino acids. Gene Ontology annotation, molecular function: methyltransferase activity. The transcript has a single exon.